UCCUCCAGAGUAUGGACAGUAGGAGUUAUGCACACCGUAUGGAGUACAUUGUUGUUGAUCCCUUGGAGGGGCCGGCACUCCCCAUAAAAUUGCUCACCAUCCCUCCGAGACUAAAUGGACGUGUUCAUCGAAGAAUCGCACCUGCCGAGUAGGAUCUUCCGCUCUUUCCAACCACAAUAUAGAUCUGGAUGAUCUGAUAGUAUCGGUGAAAGCUACGACUAUCGCCGCCUUUCUGUUCCUCGUCUACUGGCAUACCAUCCUUGGUACUGUUGAGAGAAACCCCAAGCGGUACCGCUCAUAGACGAUAAAGGAAAGUGUAUCACCGCCAUGGGGAGUUUACUCAAUCUUGCUAUCCUUACCAUCUUGGUGGCGACGUUCUACGGCCCUGUAUACCGGCAGCUGACUGUGUUGGGAGUGCUCCGGAAAGCCACAGACGAGGUAAGAUUGGCAGAGCAACAGGCCUUCCACAGAAUUGAAGACACGAUGCAAUGUGAAGAUCUACAUUAUUACAUGCCUUCCCAUAAGAUCUUCACUGCCUGUGAAGACUCUGUGCUGCCCCGAUUCAAGUGGUUUCCUCCCUUAGGGAAUUUCGAAGGGCCGGUGGAUUCGACUGGGUCCAUCCAUGUCAUUGAUCCCAGGACCAUGAAAUCGACACGUCUAGCCUUUGAAAACUUCGCUGGCCCCUUAAUCACGCAUGGGAUAGAAGUCCUGGAAGACCCGGACAGUCCCGAUGCCGUCUAUAUCUUUGCUGUGAACCAUUUGCCAAACUUGGCGUAUUACCAUGCUGGUCUACAUUCCCAGGAAAUUCCGAAGGCGCGCUCGCAGGUUGAGCUCUUUCAUCAUGUUCUUGAAACUAACACGGUCCGGCAUGUGCGCUCCAUCAGGCAUUCACUGAUCGCUACCCCAAAUGACAUUAUUGCUGAGAGUCCUCUCUCCUUUUAUGUUACUAAUGACCACUUCUACCGUGAGGGCUUCAAGCGUCAAAUCGAAGAUCUUUUUCCUGCAGCCAAGUGGUCUAACAUCGUGCAUAUUCAACUGGACAGCCUUGAAUCAGAGCAGGCAGAAACCGGCGUUGAUGCUAAAGUGGCGUUGACUGGAUUACAAAACAACAACGGUCUUGGACAUGGCCAAUCGGAGGGGGAACUACUCAUCUCUAAUGCCAUCGGCGGGAUAAUGUAUCGUGGCCGGACGAAUCCUGAAACCCACAAUAUCUCUAUCGUGGACGAGGUUCAUUUCGAUAGUUCUAUCGACAACCCGAGCUAUUAUGCGGACCCAUACCGGACUUCCUCUGAUGACGCCAGUGGCUACGUGCUCGCAGGGCUACUACGAACCAUCGACGUAGCUAAGAAUCAUGCCGAUCCAAAUGGUAAGGACGGUGCUAUGGUGUGGUAUACACGUCCCAAGGCCACAAAGGAAGAAGGGGGUCCUGUAGAAUGGGAGACUCGCUUGAUAUUUGAAGAUGACGGAACGAACAUUAGGUCGAGUAGCACAGCAUUGUUAGUCCCCAUUGAGCCGAAGCCCCAAGAGAAGAAGAAAGCGUGGCUGUUCGUAACCGGCUUUGUCUCAGAAAGUGUUAUUGCUGUUGAAGUCUUGCUAUAAUGCUCCAAGGGCGAGUGCCCUGUGGUGACGGGAUACGGGGAAUGUCCACUAAAUUAAACCAUAUGGAUUUCAGAGCCGAGGCGACACGA
Aspergillus pseudonomiae is the source of this 1688-nucleotide messenger RNA. RefSeq lists its product as uncharacterized. Bases 328 to 1599 code for a protein of 423 amino acids. The record is from RefSeq and is a predicted model, not a curated record. NCBI's taxonomy places the organism in Eukaryota, Fungi, Ascomycota, Eurotiomycetes, Eurotiales, Aspergillaceae. The transcript has 2 exons.